AUGCAUCUUGAAACGUGGCUGUGCUUGGGAAGACUUUUCUUUGUCCAAGGAUCAUCUUUAGAUCUUGACUUUAAUGCAACACUAUCAUUGCCCACAUCCACAAGUGGUCUACUUUAUCCUCAGGAUUCUGAGACACGAGAGGUGCGAUCGUUGGAUGGAAUCUGGCAAAUGUUGAAGAGUUCUUCUAAUCGGCCCAUGGAAGGCUAUCAGGAGAAAUGGUUCGAGAAAGGCCUAAGCCAACUGGGUCGCCGUGUAAUACCCAUGGCAGUGCCUGCAUCUUUUAAUGACAUCACCGUGAGCCGGUCGCUGCGUGACCAUGUAGGCCCCGUUUGGUACGAAAGAAGCUUCUUUGUGCCAGCCUCCUGGAAUCGAAUGUUUCGCACCUGGCUUCGAUUUGGUAGUAUCAAUUACCAAGCCGAAGUAUGGAUCAAUGGGCAACCAGUCAUGGCUCAUAGCUUUGGGGGAUUACCCUUUGAGGCGGAGGUGGGAAGUCUAGUAAACUUCGGUGCCGAAAACCGAUUGACUGUGAUGUGCGACAAUAGGCUGUAUAACUUUACGAUUCCCCAAGGAGAAGACAGUGAUUACAGUUUUGACUUUUUCAACUAUGCUGGGAUCCACAGGAGCGUCCUAUUGUACACCACACCCCUCGUUUUUAUUAGUGACGUCUCCAUUUCCACCGAAUAUACACCGAUGAAAGUGGGUAAAGUUAAUUACCGUUUGUGGAUGAAUGGUAAAUCCAUAAGGACACGGCCGAGAAAGUACUAUUUUAAGGUCCAACUUGAGGACCGUGAAGGUGAAGUGGUAGCACAAAAUACAAGCAGACAUCACUUCGAGGGCAUAUUACAUGUCCCCAAAGUACGGCCUUGGUGGCCCUACCUUAUGAAUUCUCAACCAGGCUAUCUUUAUAAACUUAAAAUAUCUCUCUUCGAGGGCGAUUCAGCGACCGAACAGUCCCCAAAUGAUGACCUUCUGGAUGUGUACCGGAUAUCAGUGGGAGUACGCAGCCUGGUAUGGGACAACAAUAGCCUUCUCCUUAAUGGGAAACCAUUAUAUCUACGAGGAUUUGGUCGCCACGAGGAUUCGGAGAUUCGCGGCAGGGGUCACGAUAAUCCGUUGAUGCUUCGUGACUUUAAUCUGCUACGGUGGAUUGGAGCGAAUGCCUAUCGCACCUCGCACUAUCCGUACUCCGAAGAGUCCAUGCAGUUUGCCGAUGAGCAGGGCAUUAUGAUAAUAGACGAGUGUUCGGCAGUGGACCUAGGCAGAUUUCAUCCCCGCCUGCUAUACAACCACAUGUCAGUGAUGGAACAACUGAUACACAGGGACAGAAACCAUCCAAGUGUCAUCGCCUGGUCACUGGCGAAUGAACCCAGCUGUUCUUCAAAUAACAUGUCCGAACAAUACUUCAAAUCUUUGGUGAAUUACACCCGGGCAAUGGCCCAUGGUCGACCCUUAACAGUUGCCUUAGCAACGCCAAUCGAUGAGAUUGAUAAAUGCAUACUCGUAGAAUUGCUCGAUAUUUUGGGCUUUAAUCGCUAUUAUGGUUGGUACUCACAUUCAGCCCGUCUGGACAGGAUAAAAGAUUCCGUUGUUGGAGAGGCUCAAAUAUGGCGUAAUAAGACCAAUAAACUGGUGAUAAUGAUGGAGUACGGAGCAGACUCAAUAGAAAUUUACCGAUCGCUACCAUCGCUGAUGGGCUCACCCGACUUCCAGCGGCAGUUGUACUCCAAGCACUUUCAGGCUUUCGAUAAGUUGCGUAACAAUCCUUGGUUCAUUGGGGAGUUUGUUUGGAAUUUUGCCGACUUCCAAACGGCUCAGUCUUUUUCGAGAAUUGGUGGGAAUCGUAAGGGCAUCUUUACCAGGAACAGGCAGCCAAAAGAAAUGGCUUAUUUGCUAAGGCGACGCUACUUUGGCUUGGCUCACAAACUAAACAAAGCCAAGAUGCCAGCGGAUCUCAUUGAAUAUAUAGUGGGAGGAUAAGGGUAGGUUCUGGUUUCUUCAGAUUGC
This is a messenger RNA of Drosophila eugracilis, 2004 nucleotides long. RefSeq names its product beta-glucuronidase-like. Gene Ontology annotation, biological process: carbohydrate metabolic process; glucuronoside catabolic process. The coding region runs from base 1 to 1977 and encodes 658 amino acids. The transcript has 5 exons. Gene Ontology annotation, molecular function: beta-glucuronidase activity; carbohydrate binding. Lineage: Eukaryota; Metazoa; Arthropoda; Insecta; Diptera; Drosophilidae. The record is from RefSeq and is a predicted model, not a curated record.